CACCAACCCACGUGCUGCCACUCACAAUCAUUCGCACCCCGACCUCAUUGUUCGGAGGCCCUGUUGUGACGGCAAGUCGAAUAGGAAAUUGCUCAACUUCUUACGACAGCAGGCAGCCGGCACAGGAGUGACUUCAGCAGCCCCCUCAACCAUGCCAGGCCACAUUAGCCACGAAGAGUUCUUUGUCAAAUUGGCAGACCUCUUCGAGCAGCGCAAAGGGGAUGGCCAUGGCUCAAUAUUCCUCGUCCAAAAGCGAUUAUCUUACGAGCAAGGCGUACCCUCCCCAACAGCCGACGACCCUUUUCCCGAUCUCCAUCCCGCGAAACCAUUGCCUAUCAUCGUACGCGCGACCAAUGGCAAGUCAAAACGACACAGGGACACCAAGAUCAAAUUGUCAACAAUAGUUAAGCCUGAUGCUCUGGAGGCCUUCUACACUCGGUACGCAGACACUUGCAAGGCGGGUAUGGGAGCGCUAAAGCCAAGAGACCGGAGCAAGAAGAAGGCCAAGGCUAGGAAAAAGAAGGGAGUGGCUAUUGUUGCACCCACUGCGUCCUGACACUUGACUCUGGGCGUAACCCAUCCUUGGCCUUUCAUUACAUUGAGCCAGCCCAUGACGACGCCGGAUUGUGGCUACCCUCUCAAUGUACUGCUUCUGUAGCCUAUGGUACCUGAAGAUGUGGUGGAUUUUGAACGAACAGGGCUCACAAUGAUCAAGGCAUAUACGGUUAUAGCUGCAUCUUCGAUCUUGCAGCGGGUGUUCUUGCAGUAGUGGUGUAUCAUCACAUCUCACGAUGAAUGGCGCCUAUCGGUCGGAGGUUGCAGAUGACAAAUGCAAACUUGGUAGAUAGGGCUAUGCACCCACACGAUAGCGUCCCUGCCUCCCUUUCAUGAUAGAUCUGUUAGUGUCAGUCGUUCAUUUCUGCGGGUUGGUCCGUUGCUGAGAUAACGCAAUGAACAUAUCGAA
Messenger RNA from Colletotrichum destructivum, 964 nucleotides. Its product is annotated as Putative signal recognition particle, SRP14 subunit, signal recognition particle, SRP9/SRP14 subunit. Gene Ontology annotation, molecular function: 7S RNA binding; endoplasmic reticulum signal sequence receptor activity. The coding region runs from base 152 to 556 and encodes 134 amino acids. NCBI's taxonomy places the organism in Eukaryota, Fungi, Ascomycota, Sordariomycetes, Glomerellales, Glomerellaceae. Gene Ontology annotation, cellular component: signal recognition particle, endoplasmic reticulum targeting. The record is from RefSeq and is a predicted model, not a curated record. Gene Ontology annotation, biological process: SRP-dependent cotranslational protein targeting to membrane. The transcript is spliced from 3 exons.